Messenger RNA from Verruconis gallopava, 1363 nucleotides. RefSeq lists its product as uncharacterized. Gene Ontology annotation, biological process: L-serine catabolic process; L-threonine catabolic process. The transcript has 2 exons. Lineage: Eukaryota; Fungi; Ascomycota; Dothideomycetes; Venturiales; Sympoventuriaceae. Gene Ontology annotation, molecular function: pyridoxal phosphate binding; threonine deaminase activity; L-serine ammonia-lyase activity. The record is from RefSeq and is a predicted model, not a curated record. The coding region runs from base 229 to 1239 and encodes 336 amino acids.
UUUCUUUCCGGGGCAUGACGACCAUGUUGUUUGGAGAAGUGAUAUAUAUACGGUCUCCUCAAGGAACCCUGUUCGGGCUCUCCCAUCGUUGAAACAUUUCGAACGCAAAAGAUCAAACGUUGCUUUCGAAACGCAGAACACAACUUUGACAGCGGAAACCUGUUUGUUGUUCUCCUUGUUCUGCCUGUCCGCGUAAACCUUCCAUCGGUUACGUCGAUACAACGCAAAAUGGACACCUGGAUCGAGACACCACUCAUCGAGUCCGCUCCUCUCUCCAGAGCUGCAGGAUGCAGAAUCUUUCUCAAACUAGACAACUUGCAACCCUCGGGCAGUUUUAAAUCGCGCGGAAUCGGCAACUACCUCGCCACACACAUCAAGAAGAACGGUAGAAGGGAGUCCACGCACUUCUACUGCUCGUCCGGCGGCAACGCCGGGCUUGCAUGCGUUGUUGCUGCGAAGCAACUAGGCUUUCCGGCCACCAUCGUCGUGCCGACCACUACCAAGCCAUUGAUGCUGGAGAAGCUCCGAGCCGUUGGCGCGAAAGAGGUCAUUCAAACCGGUGCAAACUGGAAGGAAGCGGACACCUACCUGCGCGAGAAUCUCUUGCACAAAGACAAGGGUGGAGUGUAUGUGCCUCCAUUUGACCAUCCGGAUAUUUGGGAUGGUCAUUCAAGCCUGGUGUAUGAGCUGAAACAACAGCUUGCCGAGUUGCACAACACGUCUUCGCUGCUCAAUGGAUCCAGCAAUAAGGCACCUGAUGCCAUUGUGUGCAGUGUCGGCGGUGGAGGACUUUUCAACGGCAUCAUGCAAGGCCUCGACGCAAUCGGCUGGAACUCAACUCACGUCAUAGCGCUUGAGACGGCGGGUGCCGACUCUCUCAAUGCCGCCCUCAAGGCCAAAGAGCACAUCACAUUGCCCGGGAUCACGAGCAUUGCCAACUCUCUUGGGUGCGUUCGCGUUUCCAAGCGAACCUAUGAGCUUGCGCAACGGGAGAACGUACAUAGCUUCGUGCUCAGCGAUGCAGAGGCUGUUAUGGGAUGCUGCAGGCUAGCAGAUGACGAGCGUCUUCUUGUCGAGCCUGCCUGCGGUGUUAAUGCUGCACUUUGCUACAAUGGCAAGUUGGCAGAGGCGCUUGGCCGGCCGAUUACUCCAGAUAUGAAGAUUGUUGUCGUUAUCUGCGGUGGUAGCAACGUGACUCUCGAGCAGCUAGCUCUGUGGCGUGCUGAGUAUGCUCAGUAGACCUCAUUUACGGUUACAUAGACGGGUGAAGCGAUUUCCUAUUUCUUUCAGUCAUCAAGCAGAUAUGGACUAUCAAAAAAACUAGAUAUCCUUAAUACAUACAUUUAUCGUUUGGAGUCACAGC